CAUCGACUCUGUUUGGGUCCUGGAUUGCGUCAUGGCGCCGUAUGGCGUGCACUCCUCACCGGAGCGUCCAAGAGCCAAGGACUUCAGCCACCUCUAUCUCUGCUCUCGGGCCAUGUCAUGCGUAGGGCUACCGGCCGCAGCGACAGCAGCUGACGUCGCACUUGCUGCGAAAAACUUUCUCUCCCUCGAAAAGUUGGAGGGGAUGGUUACCUCGCCGGAAGCACUCGCCAAGUUGUCAGCUUUUCGCAGCCUCCGCAGCCUCACGGUUGCACUCACUCACGACGUUGCCUACACCGACAUGAAUGCGGAACUGGAGAGGAUGCUUAAAAGACUGCCAGGCCUGGAGGAGCUGGGUCUAGUGCUAUUUGGCGGUUUGCGUCUCUCCACGAUCGGUAGGCUCUGUGCUAAGCUCAAAAUUCUGAGGCUAACGGCCUGCGUGGGCUCUAGAGAAGACACAGCAGUGGAGGCGGAUGCAUUUCCUAAUCUGGAAUACGUCGCCAUGUGUAUGCAUGUCGUCGACGUCGCUUUUGCCUCAUUCUUGAGUGCCACCCGCUUCACGCUUCGCACUGCGUGCUUCGACGACGACAACAUGUGCUUCGAAUUUCUGCAAUAGAGCCUCCAGUUUGGUAGACGCCUGCCAUUUCUGCGCCUCGAGCACCUGAGCUUGGACACGAACCGGUCGCUACGCGCGUUGGAACUUGAGCCCAGAUGCUUGGACGACCUGCCAAAGGCCUUGCCCGCGCUUCGACACCUAGCCACGGACAGCUACGACUUACGUCUGUUCUUUGAGGACAGCGGCCUUCCAUGUGGUCGUGUGUCCUUGUCCUGGAUCGGUUGCGUCUACUGUGCAGUCCACAAGCUUGGGUAAUGCCAGGUGUGGGUGAAUGGUGGCUUGGUGACAUUUUAGCUCCGCCUCGGCGACGGGCGAUUCCAAUUCCAGACACGUGUGCUUGUUUGCUUCAAUGUGUUAGCGUUUCUGAAACGGGGUACAUCUGCCAUUGCCAGGUGGCAAUUUGCGUACUGCACUCGUAACUUUCCGCGUAUCCUGAACAUUCAUGAAUUUUAACAGACAUUUGACUGUGUCAAGAACAUUAACGUCUGCCAGGGGCUCCAAUUUUCCGGAGUCCCCCACUACGGCGUGCCUCAUAAUCAGAUCGUGGUUUUGGCACGUAAAACCCCACAAUUUAGUGUUCCCACUAGACUACAAUGUUGCAAAAUGUAUGAAAUGCAAGCAGCACAGUUUCGUUACAGAACGUGUUUCCUUCGCGGAAAGCGUCACUGAACCCAUAAUCUUCUCAGUAGUGGCGCCAAAGGCUGUAGCUCAGCUAUGCUUUAGACUAUUAAACUUUUGGGGAAUGACAACAUUGGACAAUAGAAUUACUGAGCAAGGUAGAAUAAGGUUUUGGAUUAUUGAAUGUAAAUCUAGAAGCUUCAACUAUAGCUUGAAAAAGGGAAAUGCUUGAAGACAGCGAACCAGGUUGCAUCAGUAUUUUUCUGUGCUCAAUUACCUCCUUUCCUGUGACAUAGUUAUUAGCGCUAACAAGCAGAGCGGGUAAAAAAUGUGGGACAGGACGGAGGGCUAGACUUGCCGUUGAAGCCUAGCGCUCUGUUCUGUCCCACCUUUUUUUUUUACUUUAGUCUUGUUAGCGCUAGUAACUACGUCACAGCAAAUGCAUCAACACCAACUAGCCCAACUUUCUGCGUUAAUUGUUCCGUACCGCUUUGAUGCGUAAGCGUGCAGCGUCUUUUAGUGCAUUGUCAUGCUGUGGUGCGCGGUCGGUCCCAAACAUGUGAAGGCGACCGCAGGAGUGGUGCCAUUUCCUGUGAGUUCACACUUUGACAGCAGCAUUUCAUGCGCUGCAAGCUCUGGUGCAUACCAGCACAAUUUCUAAUGUAAUGUUAACGUACAGCCUGCAUCUGGAAGACUGCCUGUUUUGUUCCAUCAGGUGGUUGUGCUCUUGUUCUUUUUCGUGCAAAGCAAUGCAACUUAAACUUUGUUGAUCAUUCUAGCGUGAGAAUCUUCGUUAUGUGUGCACUUUAUGGUUCCCUCGGUCGUUCACCGAUAUUAUGGCACAGUGAUUGCUAUCGCAAACUGUAGUUUGGUGCUUUCUCUGUCACCGAUAAACAGUGUAGAGUGCAUAUCGCGUUGUGUUUUAUAUGUGCAAAUGUUACACAUAGAGUUCGUUGCCUCCUGGACUGGAGAUGCGGGAAGCGCGCUCAUUUUCGUGCCGCCGUUCAUUCGUGUUUUCUAAUCUUUCUUGAUAUUGUUUCCAAAAGCUGUUGUCCUCUUUUUGUGUGAUAGAUCCAGAAAUAAAUUUGCAUUGCGUGUUCUCAAAUCAU
Messenger RNA from Dermacentor andersoni, 2340 nucleotides. NCBI's taxonomy places the organism in Eukaryota, Metazoa, Arthropoda, Arachnida, Ixodida, Ixodidae. The record is from RefSeq and is a predicted model, not a curated record.